This is a messenger RNA of Scophthalmus maximus (turbot), 6072 nucleotides long. RefSeq names its product protein tyrosine phosphatase non-receptor type 12 (gene ptpn12). NCBI's taxonomy places the organism in Eukaryota, Metazoa, Chordata, Actinopteri, Pleuronectiformes, Scophthalmidae. Gene Ontology annotation, biological process: peptidyl-tyrosine dephosphorylation. Bases 574 to 2982 code for a protein of 802 amino acids. Gene Ontology annotation, molecular function: non-membrane spanning protein tyrosine phosphatase activity. The transcript has 18 exons. Gene Ontology annotation, cellular component: cytoplasm; nucleus. The record is from RefSeq and is a predicted model, not a curated record.
GCCCAGUCCGGAUGUUCCUCAGUGGCGAGUAACGAGCAGCAGUGUGUGAAUGUGGCAGCCGAGGUCGACAGGGAGGGGUGGACACGGACCGACCAGCGCUGGGGGGCUUUAGUCCUCUUUUCUUUCUUUUUCGGAACUCACGGAAGAGUUGGUCCGCAGCGUCCGUGGCGCCGCGGCGGUGGAGUUUCGUCGUCGGGCAGAAACACCGGGGCCGCCGCUGCUUUCCUGUGGGACUAACCGCCAGGAGGAAGACGGAGCGGGACGAGCGACAUGGGGCGAUAGUAAAAAAGACAACAAGAAGGUGUUGCGUUGUGAGCCGACGAUGACUCCCUGGGGGGAUCCGUGAAGGCUAUUUAUCUUUAUUUAUCCCCCCUCCCUCCUCCUUCCUCUCCCCCUCCUGUUUCUUUUGUUUCUUUUCUUUUCUUUUUUUUUGGACGUUUUCUCCUCCCUUUGCUUUUCUAGUGGGAGUGUGUGUGUGUGUGUGUGUGUGUGUUUUUUGUUUUCGUUUUUGUUUUAAUUUUUUAAUUUUUGAGGAGAAAAAGGCCACGGGACACGUCCCAGCAGGACUGAAGGAUGGACCAAGCCGGCAUCCUGAGAAAGUUCAUCCAGGGGGUGAAGGCCAUGAGCGAGGGGGACGAGGAGAGGGGAGAGGACAACUUCGGCAACGACUUCAUGCGGUUGCGGCGGUUAUCCACCAAAUACCGGACGGAGAAGAUCUACCCCACCAACGUAGGAGAGAGGGAAGAGAACGUAAAGAAGAACAGAUAUAAAGAUAUACUGCCAUUUGAUCACACCAGAGUGAAGCUGACGUUAAAAACAACCAAUCAGGACACAGAUUACGUCAAUGCUAACUUCAUCAAGGGUAUGGAUGGCCCGGAGGCCUAUAUUGCAACUCAGGGCCCACUGCAGAACACUGUCAUCGACUUCUGGAGGAUGAACUGGGAAUACAAUGUGGCCGUUAUUGUAAUGGCUUGUCGAGAGUUUGAGAUGGGACGGAAAAAGUGUGAGCGAUAUUUCCCGGUGCGGGAGGAGGAGCCCAUGAGUUUUGGUUCCUUCAGAAUCUCCUGUGAAUCGGAGCAGGCCAGAACAGACUACUUUAUCAGGACUUUGACGGUAGAGUAUGAAAAUGAAACUCGGAGGAUAACACAGUUCCAUUACAUGAACUGGCCGGAUCAUGAUGUCCCCUCGUCGUUUGACUCCAUUCUGGAUAUGAUCGCACUAAUGAGGGAAUACCAAGAGAAUGACGACGUCCCUAUAUGUGUGCACUGCAGUGCAGGCUGUGGGAGGACCGGUGCAAUCUGUGCUAUCGACUACACAUGGAACCUCCUCAAAGCUGGGAAAAUACCAGAAGAUUUUAAUGUUUUUCGGUUGAUCCAAGAAAUGAGGACGCAGCGACACUCUGCUGUUCAAACCAAGGAGCAGUAUGAGUUAGUUCAUAGAGCAAUCGCUCAGCUCUUUCAGAAACAACUGCAACAACUGGAGAGCCCCACCAACACGCAGAUACAUGAUGGCAUGGAUGAGAGCAGUCCAGACAAAGCAAGCCACCAGUCGGAUGAUGAAAGAUGGGACACGCCGCCUCCCAAACCUCCACGCAUACGCAGUUCCCAGGCAGAGGGUGAUGUUAAGGAGGAGAUUCUCCAGCCCCCGGAGCCUCACCCCGUACCCCCCAUUCUGACCCCGUCUCCCCCCUCGGCCUUCCCCACCGUCACCAACGUACGGCAGGACAACGACCGCUACCAUCCCAAACCUCUCAUACACGUCCUGGCCACUGCACAGCACAAUGCGGCACAGAACAAAGAAGCGGACCAGCAGCAGAAACAGUCAGAGCCCGGUCCCAACAAACAGCCCAGUCCCUCAGAGCAGAAAGACCAAGAUCUACAGAGUCAGAAACAGAAGAGCCAGGUCUCAAAUCUGGACCUCAACGACAACUACAACAACAAAUUGUCUUUGGCUUCAGGAAAAUCAGAAUCGGGCCAAAGCCAGGCGCAGACUCCCUCAUCGCCCCUCUCCCCGGCCGUCGAAUGUUCCGGCGCUCCUCGGAUCGAGAGGAAGCUCAGCAUUGAGAUUAAAAAGGUGCCGUUGCAAGAAGGACCUCGUAGCUUCGACACGUCCUCCUCGAUGGGAGUAGCAGGCGGUCUCGGCAGCGGUGCAACACCCAACAGCACUGGUAUGCUCCAGAGAGGCCACGCCUUCAAAGCCCGCUCUGGCCAGUCCCUGCUGACGUCGAGCUCCUCGCUGUCAGAGGACUCGGGCACGGAGGGAGGAGCCAGCGGGGAGAGUCAUGGAGACGAAGGAGUCCUGGUCAGACCGAACCAUCUUCCCGUGAGGAGCGGAGAGAAGGGGGACGCACCGGGAGGGGAGAGGGUGGAGUUAAUGGGAGGCCACGCAGCGUUUAAUCAACACUGCAGCAGCCCCGACAAACAGUUCCCAAAGACCUCCUCCUCUUCCUCCUCAUCAGACCGCGUCGCUCCAUCCUCUUCCUCCUCCUCCCACCUCUCCUCGUCCUCCUCGUCCUCCUCCUCCUCCACUCCCGUUAGGACUGCCCUGAGUUUUACCAACCCCCUGCACUCCGAUAACUCGGAAGAGGAGGGGGAUGGAGAGAUGUCUGGAGGAAAGGAAGGUUACCGCACCAAUGUGUCCAUGGCGACGGCCUCGGUAACCACAUCGCCUCACCAUGGAGACCAGCCGCCAGUCAGGAAGGUGCUGCCAAUGUCGAUCGCAGGGCAUAGCUCUCCAUCGCCCUCCGCAACCACAGCAAACUGCUGGGACAGCGACGACUCCCCUCCCCCUCUCCCUGCGAGAACCCCCGAGUCCUUCAUACUGGCCACAGACCCUCUGGAGGUGAGAACGUCCUCCUCGGCGGAUUGGAGCGGCUCACACACAGACAUGUCAGACCGCGUUAAGAAGACAUCUCCAACUGACCCUGCAUCUGCUGCCACCACAGCAACAGACAGGAAGGCAGACUUGGGUGGGGUUCGGUAACCGCUGCGUCCAACCCAAAGGCCCUCGGGAACCCCCCCUGGAGUGGACGUGAUGGCGCGAUCCGUCUGCCCGUCCACCAACAGUGUCCCCUCCUGACGGGACUCUGCUGAUCUCACCUGGCUGGACCAAAAAACCAAGUUGAUAGAUGCUACACAGACAGACAGACAGACAGCACAUUGUUACAUAGAAGGGCCUUCUGUGUGACUCUGUGCCAGAAGCUUGUCGAGACUGAGUUCCUCCUCCUCCUCCUCCUCCUCCUCCUCAGUCCUUCCUUCAAAGUGUCACUGUGCAAAGCAGAAGAACACUUACUGUUCAAGUGGCUCGUCCAUUCUAGAACAAAGCCCUCAUUUUCCUGCUCAGCUUGCUGAUGUUAGAGGUUUUGACUUCUCUAGACGCUGACCUGGGAUCAGUCUGGUCAUUUCCCUGUUAAUGGUUAAAGGAUAAUUCCUGUAUUUUAAUUUUAUUUUGGUGACGUGAGAGUAGAUUAAGUACAGCUCUUGAUUCUCUCUCUGAGCUGUAGACACAUCAUGAAGAUUUGUCCAUUCUCAGGCUUAUUGAAGAGGAAUAGGGGUAUAACCCUCAAAUGUUGAAUAAAAGAGCAUUCUCCUGCAAUUAACAGGAGGAAUGCUUUGUUCCAUACCAAAUGGGAAAAGUCACUUUUCUUUGGGUCCUAAAUCAGGAAUUAAUCUUUAAUCAGAAAAGCUACUGUGGGAAGCCGAACUCCCAGAAAGUGUCUGCUUCCUCCUACUGAAUGAAAAACCAAUCUUCAAAGCGAACCUAGAUAAUCUGUUACCCAUGAUGCAACCUUUUCUGUUGGGUAUGUACAGGUUGCCAGGGUGCUCUCUCUUUCUCCUAUUUCUCUCUCUCUCUCUGUGUGCUGGUGCUACAUUACAAAAGGAUCAUCGUAGAAAUGUAAAGAUCGGAGCCGACUAUUACCGACAUUCAUUCACCUGUCCUGUGUUCGCUGCAGUAACGUCGGCUCUAGCCUCUUCUAUUUCUAUGCUGCCCAUCAGAGUAAUGAGACUGACGAGGUUUGGUCAUUGCAGAGUCCUGCCCGGUGGCUUUUAAAGGAAUAGUUUGGCAUUUUCGGGAAGUUUGGGAGCUUGAUGAAAACACUGAUAGUGCUCUCAUCCACGUUAAUUAUUGAGAUGGAGCCAGGAGCUGCUUAGCUUAGCUUAGCAUUGAUUCUGUGGUACGUGCUGAAGUGAACAAUCAUGCCGACAUCAUCCUGUGGCGUCAGAAUGCAAAGCGCAAGGCGGCGGCGUAAGGAAAAAUUAAAUCUGAGUUAAGAAAAAGUUGAUACAGUACGCUGAUUAUACCCUGUUAUCUGUUGUAAUGGUUUUGAAAGCAAAUCAACAGUAUCUGAUCAUUGGUUGGUUGGAAGUGGUUACUUUAAACAGAUAUUUUUAAAUCACCUUUACACCCCUGAACUGACCCAGAAAACCAGACUGUUUCCAGUCACAGCAGAGUUGAAUAACCUCAGAACCCGCCUGUGAUGAAUCCUCUGAUCUGUAAUGACCAAACACAUCAUCAGUCCCGUGACUCUGGCUCUCACUGCUGGGACCAUGAGUCUGCCUUAGUCCAACCCCCUCCCCCCCACAGAAGACAGCCAAUAACAGACCUUCUUAAUUUGGCUUUGCUCUUAAGGUAAUUUCCUCUCUUUGUGUUUUUUGGCGUCUCCUGGUCUUAACUUGGGGCUCAUAUUUGCUGUUUUCCUGUUGCUGCUUUUCUGUUCUCCUUCUCGUCAUCCUGCUGGUGAGGCCCUCAUAUGAACGACCACGCAACGGUUUUUUUUGCUUUCGCUGGCAGUGUGUGCUCACAAUACACCUCAGUGUUUGGAACUAUGACUGUCACACAUCACCUGAAACUGAUCCUGACGGAUUUAUUUUAAACCGCAACUUGUUUGGUUUCUCACCUGAGGGCCAAGUCGUACUUCACCUGCCUCUGCGCUUGUGAGACAAUGAUCCAAUCAGACUCGUGCAGCUUAGGGACCCAGGACUACUGUUCUCUCCAGAUUUCUAUCGAUAUCUGCUAACUUCUCCUUCAUUAGCAAACAUAACUAUACAGUAUAUGCAUUUUUUUUAUAAAGAUAAAAAACUGUACAGGGCAGGUAAGGUAUAUAAUAUUUCAGAUCCUUUUUUUUUUUUGCUUAAAUAUUCUUAUUAACAGAAGAUGUAAGAGAGUCAGUGCAUGAUGAUGAGGAUGAUUCCUCCCCCUACACAAUGUUUCCCUUCAAACUGUAAAUUAUUCUGCUGCCCUUUGUUUUUUUUCUCUUAUGUCAAAUAUUUCAGGGUUGUUUAUUUUGUAUUUUGAUGUUCUAAUUAUAUUCUUAAAAAAAUUGAAUUCUUAUUGUUUUUGUUUUGUUUUAAUUGGUUGGCAGAUGAAAAGCAUAGACUGCCGGCUGGCCACCUUUCAGAUAGCAACAAUGGGCUCCUAAUAAGAUUGUAAUAAUAAUAAUAAUAUUAUUAAUGAUGAUGAUAAUAAUAAUGGUCGUUUUUUGUAAAUGGUAUUUUAAAGUUAUUUUUGUAUACGCGGUUGUUUGUUGCGUCACGAGUCCUCUGCUCCCCAUCCAAGCCCCCGCUUCUCUCCUCUCAUACUCUCUCUGACUCUCCGUCUUUUUUCUUUUCACACUUUCUGAAUCGUUUUUUUCUCUUUCCCUCUACUUGCUCUUUGAAGGUAAAACAUCCAACAGAGUUGGUUCUCCUGCUCUGGACAAGGAGCAUCUCAUUAUUUUCCUCUCCUCUUGUUCUUACUUCCUCCCCCUCUGUUUUCUGUCAUUUACCUUCCUCCUCUGCCAUCCUCAUUGAUGCCUUCUUAAUUUCCAUUAGCCGCACACUAGCCUCAAUCUCAGAAAAGAGCCCACCUGUGCCUUUGCGAGAGAGCCCGCCCUCCCCUUGUCCCUCCUCCAAUCAUCAUUUCUGGCGUGAGCGUGAGUGAGAUGAUUCGCUGCUGCUUGCUCAUUGCCUCCUGUGGGACUCACAUUCAGCCACGCCCUUGUCCGUCUCCUGUCACACACAGAGACACACACACAUGUACACCCAAAAUGUUGAUGUUGCCGAAAUCAAUCAGUAAAAAUGAACGUUAAAUAAA